GGUUCUCUAACUGAUCCCAGAGCAGCUCUGAUAAUCUGCUCUAAUCUGCUAAUCUCCCCCCCCCUCCCAGCUCAGCUUCUCCUCAGUCUGCUCUGACCAGCCAUGAGAGCUGCAGCUCCCGGAGGGUUCCUAGUGCUCCCCUGGACCACCGGCGGCUCGGACCCAGACCUGGACCCGCUGGAGGAGGCCUGGGGGGGGGCGCUGCUCCGGACCGGAGCUCUGCUGGGACUCACUGUGAUCUGCGUUGCCGUGGUGAGGAGGUGGGUCGCAGGGGGCGUGUGCCGCUGCUCCUCUCGUCUCGAUGGCCUCACGGCUCUGAUCACUUGAGCGAACACCGGCAUCGGGAAGGAGACGAGCCGGGAGCUGGCCCGCCGAGGGGCCCGGGUGGUGAUGGCGUGCAGGGACUUGGUCCGGGCCGAGCAGGCCGCCCUGGAGGUCCGGCGCUCCUCGGGGAACCAGAACGUGGUCUCCAGGCAUCUGGACCUCGGGUCGCUCUCCUCCGUCACGCAGUUCGCCAAAGACUUCACGGACAGAGAGGAGCGGCUGGACGUCCUCAUCAACAACGCAGGUGAGCCACCCGUCUGUCUCCACCCGUCUGCCUCCACCCGUCUGUCUCCACCCGUCUGCCUCCACCCGUCUGUCUCCACCCGUCUGUCUCCACCCGUCUGCCUCCACCCGUCUGUCUCCACCCGUCUGUCUCCACCUGUCUGCCUCCACCCGUCUGUCUCCACCCGUCUGCCUCCACCCGUCUGUCUCCACCCGUCUGCCUCCACCCGUCUGUCUCCACCCGUCUGCCUCCACCCGUCUGUCUCCACCCGUCUGCCUCACCCGUCUGCCUCACCCGAUCCCCCCAACACCCAGGGUCCCCCCAACACCCAGGAUCCCCCCAACACCCAGGGUCCCCCAACACCCAGGAUCUCAAGAUCCCCACCCAGGAUCCCCCCAACCAGGAUCCCCCCAGGGUCCCCAACACCCAGGAUCCCCCAACACCCAGGAUCCCCCAACACCCAGGAUCCCCCAACACCCAGGAUCCCCAGGGUCCCCCAACACCCAGGGAUCCCCAACACCCAGGAUCCCCCCAACACCCAGGAUCCCACAACACCCAGGAUCCCCCAACACCCAGGAUCCCCCAACACCCAGGAUCCCCCCAACACCCAGGAUCCCCCAACACCCAGGAUCCCCCCAACACCCAGGGUCCCCCAACACCCAGGAUCCCCCAACACCCAGGAUCCCCCAACACCCAGGGUCCCCCAACACCCAGGAUCCCCCAACACCCAGGAUCCCCCCAACACCCAGGGUCCCCCAACACCCAGGUCAGGCUCCGGCGUGUCGGCCUUCUGUCUCCACCCGGGGGUGAUCCGGACCCAACUGGGUCGCCACGUCGAGGGCUGGUUCCCCCUGCUGGGGGCCCUGCUGAGACUCCCCUCCCUGCUGCUCAUGAAGACCCCCAGGGAGGGCUGCCAGACCACCUUGUACUGCGCCCUGACGCCGGGGCUGGACAGCCAAUCAGGGCGCUACUUCAGUGACUGUGCGGAGAAGGAGGCGGCUCCAGAGGGGCGGGACGACGUGGUGGCCAGGAAGCUGUGGGAGGAGAGCGCCCGAUUGGUCGGAUUGAAGGACACCUGCUGACCUUUGACCUCUGGGAUGGGCUUUAUGUCCCCUUCAUGUUCCCUUAUGUUACUUUAUGUUCCCUAGUUCCCUUCUUCAUGGCUCCUUCAUAUAUAUUUAUAUUUAUCUUCAGUCUAAAUAUUUAAAUUUUCUGUUUGGUUUAUGAUAAGAUUCAGAAACUUAAAGAUCGAAUAAAUAAAUUGUAUUUUUCAGAAUAAAGCAUUUGAUGUGUUCCAUGUAGUCCUUGUUGCGUGAAGACAUGGAACACGUUGAGUGAGUCCAUGCAUCUCGUC
This is a messenger RNA of Pseudoliparis swirei, 1901 nucleotides long. RefSeq lists its product as uncharacterized. NCBI's taxonomy places the organism in Eukaryota, Metazoa, Chordata, Actinopteri, Perciformes, Liparidae. The transcript is spliced from 6 exons. The record is from RefSeq and is a predicted model, not a curated record.